This is a messenger RNA of Aethina tumida (small hive beetle), 1403 nucleotides long. RefSeq names its product protein crossbronx homolog. The transcript is spliced from 4 exons. The coding region runs from base 223 to 1014 and encodes 263 amino acids. Lineage: Eukaryota; Metazoa; Arthropoda; Insecta; Coleoptera; Nitidulidae. The record is from RefSeq and is a predicted model, not a curated record.
UAAUUAUUAAAUAUUUUUAUCUGAUUCAAAUUUAAAUUUGACCUUGAAAAAAAGAGAUGAAUAAACGAGAAGACGAAUAACCUAAUUUCGAUGACAGUUACAUCUGUCAAACAAUAUGUUUACGUAGUUAGAGAUGUGAUAGUUUAUCUCACGAUAAAUUCGUUAAGUUUAUCUGUUACUUUGUUUUAUUAUGUUAUACAGUUAUAUUAACACCCCCCAAUUAUGUACAGCGCAGUGAGGGCCUCAAAAAGCGAUAAUCAGAAUUUUUCGAGACAAGGCAGUCUGAGAAAGGUCCUGCCACCCGAGCACGGUAGAGUACUACAAAAUGACGACUACAGUGAAAUAUAUCACAUGUACAGACAAGAGUAUAUAAUAUUGGCCGAAUACAAGUUGGUGCAAAGUGAAAACUUGAAAGGCGUUUACGUGAUUCCGUCCAGAGAAAGUCCCUUUUUGUGGUUUGGGUUUAUUUACGUCAGAGAAGGCCCAUAUGAAGAUGGUGUGUUUAGGUUUAGCAUAUUCUUAGAUGAAAAGUUCCCAGACUCUGGACACCCAAAAGUGAUAUUCCAAUCAGAAAUUGUCCAUCCUGUGAUACACCCAGAAAGCAAUGAACUAAACUUACUGGGGGCAUUCCCCACUUGGAGAAAAGAGGAGCAACAUAUCUGGCAAGUAUUAAAGUAUAUCCAGUGGAUUUUCCAGCACAUUGAAGACAGCACCAGACACAGCAUUAAUGAACAAGCAACUGAACUGUUCCAAAACCGUGAAGAGUUCAUUAACCGAGCCAAACAAUUGGUAAAACAGAGCCAUGAUCACUUAUAUGACGAUCCGCCAACUGAGGACAAACACUACAUAAGUUUCUGUCCGUAUGACCCAGAAGAACAUGACAAGGUUCACAAGCAAAUGUUGAACUACUUGAAGGAUGAGAAACCAGUGAAAAUGGGCUUGAGUUGGGUGCUUCCAGGCAGCAAUAAGCCUUUAGGCAGACCUCCAACUCCAGAAACUGAGAGCGAGUCAUGACAAUUGGUUAAGGGGUUCCAUUAUGUAAUUCAUGAUGUUGUUUUUUGACUUGUUAAAUUGCGAUUCUACUGCCUACUACUUAAAACUGUGUGAUUCAGUUAAUUGUUAAUAUCAUGUAUAUAGUGGUGCUUAAUAGGAUCUUUACAUCUUUUUACAUUGUGCCUAGGUAUGUUCAAUCAAAUCAACAGUAUUUUCUGGUGUUAUACUUGCCAAAUUGUGAAUGACAGUGAUGAAACUAAAGCCCAGUUUUAUUUGUUUAUACCAAUCAGUUUAUUAAAGAGCACUUUGCUAUUGUUUAACAUAGGUGCAAUAAAGUUACAAAUUAUAUAUACAAUUUUAUAUACAUGAAUGCUUUUGAACUAUUUUCAAUAAAUCUUUUAAAAAGUCAA